Molecule: messenger RNA, 6144 nt
Organism: Oryzias latipes (Japanese medaka)
Lineage: Eukaryota; Metazoa; Chordata; Actinopteri; Beloniformes; Adrianichthyidae
Gene: wtip
Product: WT1 interacting protein
Biological process (GO): response to hypoxia; regulation of DNA-templated transcription; negative regulation of hippo signaling
Cellular component (GO): nucleus; P-body; adherens junction
Molecular function (GO): transcription corepressor activity
Source: RefSeq, a predicted model, not a curated record
UACAGUUUUGAGCCAGAUGCCAGCUCAGACAAGGAAGACAAAGAUGUUCAUUGAUCUGUGUGCAAGUGAAUGCAUCAGAAUGGAGCAGAGCAGGGAGCUUGAUCUCUGCCGAUUGUAGUUUCUUUUACAAACACGAUCUUUUUUUAAUCUGAUUCUUUCGUCUGCUCCUGAUUCACAGCAAUUUGAAUAAAGAAAUAAUCAGAAACACAAAUUUAAUCUUAUUUUUUCUUUAUAUAUGUCCUCCAUCAUAAGAAAAUGCCUUUAACAGACUUUUUUUCAUCUGGAAUGCAACAUUUAAGUUUAUUUUAUUUGUUGUGUUGAAGUCCAAUAAUUGGUUUACAAAUCUCGUCUUCCAGCAUCCUGGGAUCAAAUUCAGGGGGGCAAAGAUUUGACCAAUAGGUGGGACCAAGUUUAACAGAUAAAGGAAAUAAACUGAAAUGUGUGUUCAUAUUCACUUUGUAAUUGUUAAAUUGUUGAACAUCUAAUUCUAUCAAUUAAGGAGAAAAAUGCCUGUUAGCACUGUUUUAUCCAUUUAUUGAAUCAGAACUUUUUUUCCUUUGCAAUAAAGACUUUAAAUGAGCGAACGUUUCUUCUUUUUGUAUAUAUAUAUUUUUUUUUACAACCCAAAACCUCGCACGUUUAAUAGUUUUUUUUUCUAUGUUGCAUAAUUGAGUUGAACUCAAAUGAGUUAAGGUGCAGCCAGUUUGCUGCUGCUGCGGAAGGAGUCGGACCAGGUGAGGGGCUGCUUUGAGGGGCAUUUUUAGUCCGCCCGGGAUGAAUGCAGACAUCCCCUUCUCUCCAAACUAUUCUCUUCAGAGCCGGUAGCCCCUUGCUGAGUUGGUCGCAAUCAUUGUUUCUCUGCAGCAUUAACCACAUUCCAGAGAGGCGCAGCGCAUCCCGUCUUCCUCCCCGCAUUCCUUUCAGGCAAACGAGUCCCCUGCGUAAAACGGCGUUUUCCUCGGGUUUUCCUGCGUGCAGCGGUCUCACAUUUCCACCAAAGUCUUAUUUAGGGGUUCUGUAAUUAUCCAACCUGCAGUGGUUUAAAGCAAAGCGGUCGUGGGAGAAACCUCGACGGAAAACCAACGAGGGGAAAUUCCUCCGCGCAGCGCGCCAUUGACUGUAAAGACCUUUCAACUUAACAAAAACUGAAGUUGACAAACGUCUCCCUGUCGACUGAAAGUGUGAGAAAGAGUUUUAUUUUCUUGGCGGAGCGGGGAAAGCGGAAGAAGGCGAUGCGGCUGGCGGCGGAGGGUCGUGGACACGCUGGCGGUUUUGCGUAAACGAGCGGCGGCGUUUUUGUUUUGAUUUCCAUGUGAAAUGCAAUUAGUGCGCCGCGGAGCUCGCUAGUUUGGCUCUCGGAGCGCAGAGCACUCUGGAACUUGUUUCUCGCGCAACAUGGAGCAUUAUCAGGAAGACCUGGGACUCCGGGCCGCGGCACUGAUGGAGGAUCUUUCCUUGUACGACUCAUUUAAUGAUGGGAUGUACAGUGCGCGGAGAAACUUGGUGAUAAAUCCCGAUUUGGACUUUUCCGCUCCGGCGGAGCUUCAGACUAAGCCGAUGAAUGGCACCUCUGUGCUCCACCAGCAGCAUCACACGCUGGAGAAUUUCACGGCGGGGAAUAAAGUGUACAACGCGGCUCCGGUGCGCCCGGUGAGCUGCGCUCGGACCGUGCCUGUGGACUUCUGCACCCCCCAGAGAGAAGCGGUGUACAGCGAGGAGAGCUGCUACAGCAAGUCCGAAGUGGCCCUGCCCUGUUACACCGGCACGUCCGACCGGCACCGGCGGUACUCUCUGGAGGUGCAGGGCCACCGGUACAGCACCGGCUCCACGUUCGACGGCGUGCCCCUCAACAAAGCGGUGCCUCUGCCCGGCAACAGGUGCAACAGCGUCUGCAUUACCAGCAGCCACGACGGCAGGUACAACGCCGCCAGCCCCCGCUCCAGCCUGGCGUCCUCUCUGUCCUCCCAGGAGCAGAGCAAGCACGCCAGCCCGCGGUCGAGCAUCAGCAGCCCGCGCGCCAGCCUGGUGGUGCUGGGUCAGGACCGGUACACCAGCCCCAGGUCCAGCUUGGUUCACAGCGAGGGCAACAGCGUCGUCAGCCCCCGAUCCAGCUAUGCAAGCACGGCCAGCGACACGAGCAAGCACUCCAGCCCCCGGGCCAGCCUCAACAGCUGCGACUGCUGCAGCAAGCCCAGCAGCAACCGCACCAGCGGCAUCAGCAUGGGCUACGACCAGCGGCACACCAGCCCCAGGUCCAGCACGGCCAGCCAGUACUCCUUCACCACCAGCCCGAGGUCCAGUUACUCCGACUCGCGGUACGGACCCGUGGGCAACCCGGACCUGGAGCCGCUGGCGAGUCCGCGCUCCAGCAUCUGCAGCCAGGACGGGAGAGCGGGCACCGGCGCCAACUGCGCGCUCAGCCCGCGCUCCAGCAUCUCCAGCCACAGCUCCAGGAGCUCCCGCAGCUCCCGGGGCUCGAUGAGCGCCUACCCGGACCUGCAGCUGCCCUCCCCCAGAUCAUCCAUGCUCGGGACCAGCUUGCACGAGGACACCCUGCUGCAGGAAUUCGGGGAUUCGAACGGAACCCAGAGCCGCAUCCAUCUGCAGCCGGUGCCUGAACCGCAGCUGCAGACGGCGCAGCCGGUGGGGAUCCCGGAGAUAACCACCAGUGGCUCCCCGUCCUCCUUUAACUUUGGCGUGUCCUCUAAAACGGCCUCACCCGCACAGAGGUUUAAGUUACCCUACCAGGUGACCCCCAACCGGGAGAGCGGACCGAGCCAGGCAGAGAGGCGGCUGGAGGCGCUCACCCUGGAGCUGGAGAAGGAGUUAGAGAUGCACAUGAAAAAGGAAUAUUUUGGUAUCUGCAUCAAAUGUGGGAAGGGCGUGUACGGGGCCAGCCAGGCUUGUCAGGCCAUGGGGAACCUCUAUCACACAAACUGCUUCACCUGCUGCUCGUGUGGAAGAAGGCUGCGAGGAAAAGCUUUCUACAACGUCAAUGGGAAGGUUUAUUGUGAGGAGGAUUUUCUGUACUCCGGUUUCCAACAGACGGCGGAGAAGUGCUUCGUGUGUGGUCACCUCAUCAUGGAGAUGAUCCUCCAGGCGUUGGGCAAGUCCUACCAUCCUGGCUGUUUCCGCUGUGUGGUUUGUAAAGAGGGUUUAGAUGGAGUUCCUUUCACUGUUGACGUGGAAAACAACAUCUACUGUGUCAAAGACUACCACACAGUUUUUGCUCCCAAAUGCGCCUCAUGCAACCAGCCCAUCCUUCCUGCUCAGGUAAAGAACAAUCAGACGGGCUCAGAGGAAACCAUCCGAGUGGUAUCUAUGGACAAGGAUUACCAUGUGGAGUGUUACCAGUGUGAAGACUGUGGACUUCAGCUAAACGAUGAAGAGGGCCACCGCUGUUACCCCCUGGAAAGUCACCUUCUCUGUCACGGCUGCCACAUCCACCGACUCCAGUCUAAGGUCCCGGCCCACCCGCCUCCAAGCUACCCCCUCCACGUUACUGAACUGUGAAGGACCAAACCAAGUACCCCUUCCAAGAUCUGAGACACCAAAUGCAGAAAAGCCACGAAGAGGCAAACUGAGGUGCUCUUAACCCCCCUACCCUCAGCAGGACAGCCCGGGUGGGGACCUGUACUCCGCAGCUCCUCUGCAACAUCACACUGGGGAGAAAGGGUUCCCGCCCUCUUCCUCCAUCUGCACCCCCCCCUUUCCCCUUCAAGCGCGUGACCCUGAAACCCGCUCGCCCAGAGGCCCCAUGCUGACGUCACUCCUUCUGACCUCUUCCCAUCCUGCCCCCCCCCUCUCCCUCUCCUGGCUCUUCGCUCCGACUGAAGCGGCUUAGGCAACGCCGUCUGGGCCAAUGCUGCCGUCGAUUGUGACGGAAGGUGCAGCGACAUUCUGGUGCUGGCUGGACCGGGCAGGCAGUGUCUUUGGAGCAGCUCAAACAGAAUCCUGCUACAGGCUAUGCAAGCGACACCCAGCGUCACGACACAGAGCUGUGCAAACUAGAACCUGACAGAACUCGGCUCUGUGCCGACAUCAGAGUAGCACCACAGUCCCAGAGGACCGCCUGACAUUCCUCUUAGACAAGAGAUUCACCAUGUCUUAAUUAAUGAUCAUAUCAUGAUGGAAAAAAAAUUUAGAUGCACAUAGAUUGUUUUUUAUAAGUAAAUAUAUAUUUCGCAGAGGAUUUCCACAUAAAUUUCUAGAUGUAGAUUUUUUUUGAUCGUACUUUUGCUCUAUUGAAGUGGUCAGAGGUGAAGCUCUUGCCAGGCUUUUGGCUCCGUUGUAUCAUUUUUCCUUCAGGAACCGGAGCGUCUCCACGUCUGUCAGAGGGUCAGGGAUCCACACCCUCUGUGGGAACAGACUUUGAUCAAACAGUAUUUGCACAUAAGUAUGUUUUGUGCUUCCUUUGAUUAACUGCUUCUUUUUUUCUCCCAUACAUUUCUUUAUUUUUCCAUUUUUUUGGGUUAAGUAACUAAAGUAAUGGCUUUACUGCUAAGUAGUCAGUUUGAAGUUUGCACCCCUUCACCCUACAAAUCAGUAUUAAUGUAAAAAUGCACACAUUUUCCAAAAACUGUUUAGUCUCAACUCCUUAAACUCUUACAAAAUCAUUAUGUUGGACUCUUUUCAAAUGUUUUUCAGAGCUGAAACAAAAAAAUAUGUUUAUUUGCAAAUCAGUUUGCUCAACGUCUGCUCAGAAAAGGUGUCUCCUGCUGAUUCACACUGUUUUUUGUCACAUGAGCACAUAGGCUGAUCAUUUUAUGAGGAACCUCCGUUCAUCCACUUGCCUUAAAACAGAGUAGGUGUGUUUUUUGUGCGGUCCGCCAUGAAGUCUGCUGUUGUGUUCUGGGGGUGGGGAUGGGAGAUUUGUCCCUGAAAUCGUGAAGAUGCUGGUCCCACUCAUGUUUUUUUAAGGGAUUUUAACCUGCGUGUUUGCCCAUGCUGGCAGGCGCUCACGUGUUUAACCCAGUGAGAGUGUGUGUAUAUAUAUGCAAAAGAAGAGCCGCAUGAGACAGAAACACUUGAAACAUGGUGCUGGAAGGAUGCUCUCACUUUUCCCCGCUGGAUUCAAGCUAAAUUGCCAUCUGAAGACCUUUGGUUUAAAUUCUCAUUUAAAGCGAAACGAUUUGUCAGUUUUCUGCAGAUAAACCCCAACAUUAUAUGUGCUUAUUUCACAUGUUGUCUUAAAGUAUGACUGUGUGAGGGUGUGUGUGCAGUGGCGGGUACAUGGCACAUGCACCUCACUGUGUUUUGCAGGGCAGCAAGCUCUCCGCGCCGUCUUAAUAGCACAUAUCUUACUCCAAGAUGUUUGUGUCUAGUUCCUGGAUACCAGAUGUGGAAUAUGAAGGGUUUGCACAAAUCUAUCAGCUUAUUUGCCUCCACCUGUUCAAAAAAAAAUAUCAGUCCCCAGCCAUUGCUUGCAAAUAUCUGAACUGCGCUGUGAUGCUGCAGCAAAUUUUAAACUACUGAAUGUGUCAGAAACAAGAGAGUGAAGCCAGGAAAACUCACGAGUAAAGUAUGUUUGCGAUGUAACUGCAAUCUAACGAGAUUCAUGUGAAUGUAAAAAUGAUUUGUGCUUUCAAAAGUGGAGGGGAAAAAGGACUGCAAAGUGUACAGGAGAAAUACCCCCAUUGUCCUAUGGUUGACCCCAUCUUUGGGUCAAGUGCUGUACUUGAAAAACGAGUCUGAAUGAACCUGCACAAAAAUCUCCAACUGCAGAAAAACCCAACCGGAGAGAAUCCCCUUUGAAGCUGUCUUAAUUCACGUGUUUAAAAUUACUACUCCAGUUUCAGUUGGAUAGCACACAACUAGUGAUUCUGUACAUAAAGAGAGGUUAGUAUUUUUUUUAAUCAUAUUUUCCUUUAAAAAAACAAAUCACUUGGACAGAGCACACUUCUUCUCCUCCUCUUACCGGUAGUUCCAACAAGCACAUCUCAACACCUGUCACGUCUUUUUAUGUCGCUAAGUAUUUUUGAGUACCUAGAUGCAUCAUUUAAAAAGGAGACUAGAUUUAUUUAUCUAAACAUGACCUGAGAAAAGUCUAAAGUUAUUUAAUGUAUUAAAAUCUGGAUGUAUCAUUUAACUGUAGGUGAUAUAAUCUGCUUUUUCAAUAAAGUGGUUUUGUAGCUAUCUCAAAAA